Messenger RNA from Bradysia coprophila, 1455 nucleotides. RefSeq lists its product as uncharacterized. NCBI's taxonomy places the organism in Eukaryota, Metazoa, Arthropoda, Insecta, Diptera, Sciaridae. The record is from RefSeq and is a predicted model, not a curated record.
AUUUUAAGGAACAUAAAUUGCAAAUGUUUUUACUUUUUAAUUGGGGUACUAGCUCAUUACAAUAAACGAAAACUGGAGCAAAAUUAACUCAGCAGUAGCACCACAUUCAAUAAACAAUAUUUAUGUUGAGUAACAUCCUCGAAAGAACUUUUUUUUCAUUGAAUUUGUCACUAACACCGGAUGGGACUGUAUAACGAAAUAGAUCAAAACAAAAAUAAUUCGCAAAGAAUAUAUAAAAUCGGAUGUGAUUCCUCAUCGGUUAUUAGUUUAGUAAAAUCCAUUCAAAGUGGUUUGAUCAACCAGUGCAAGUAGUGUAACGAAUUGACAAUGAUCGGGAAAAGAGUUUCGGUUUUUGUGUUCUUUUGGUUCUUCGGUGUACAAGUGAAUUACGUCCUAACCAAUAUAGUACCACCGUCUCAAAUAGAGCCAAUGCCAGAUGUGUACUCCCAUAUAACAUAUCCUGCUGCGAAUAAUGUUGUUAACUACAAUGCCAGUCCUAAUCCUCAGUACACAUCGCCAAAUUUUAACCAUUUCAACGAGCAAAUAGGCCAACCUUCACCACAGGUGCUCGGAAAUUAUCAGAAAAGGGAAUAUCAGGAUUAUCAACAAAAACCACUUCAACAGAAAAGAUCAUCGGAUGAAAUGGUGAUGGGAGCUAACCCCACAACUGCAUCUUAUGACUACAGUAGCGAUCUCAAAAGUACCAUCGUAUCAGUGAAUGACAAUUUAGGAUUGAUGGCUGACACUCAACGUCUGUUGCUCAAUUCAUUCAAAGUACAACAACAACAAUAUAACAGCAUUGAGCAGAAGCUUAACGACGUUCCUUUUCAACGCAAUUCAGCUUACAGUGGGCAACAAAAUUAUGGACCAACAGCAACACAACAGCCACAAUACCAAUACCAAUUGAUUUCACCUCCAUCACCACCGCCACUUCCGCCAUUACCUUAUGGACAGUCGCCACAAAAAGAGCACCCAGUUCAUCACCACAAAAAGGCGGAAUCAUCUAAAAAACUAUUGGCGAAGCUAUUUAAAAAACAUAAAAAAGGAAACCGCAGAGGACUGGCAUUGCUCCAACGACGCUCGGAAUCGGAACGAUUGGAACGACAUGCUGCAAUGACUUUAACCUAUAUCAGAAAUGGUAUCGUAAACGCAUUGUGGACAGCAGCUGUUGUAGCUUGUGUUAAACUGGCACCGAUUUUGCUGUUCGGAUUUAAAUUAAUGUUCAAAUCGGUACUUCCAUUGACUGGGCUCGCAUUGUUCGGAACGAAUCGCGGACUAUUUCCAAAGGCUUUGAAGAAAGACGAUGAUGACGACGAGGAUGUACGAUUUGAUGAUGAUGAGGAAGAUGACGAGGAUGACGAUGAAGAAGAGGAAGACCGGGAUGUUACUGAAGAGAAGGAGGAAAGUGGUCAUCAUUAUCGAUAGAUGUUACGGCAUGCGGCAUCAAUAAAAUUG